AUGAGUGCAGAACUUGCUUGUGUUUACGCCGCUUUAAUCCUUAACGAUGAUGGCAAGGAAAUCAACGCAGAAUCCCUUCAGAAGAUCCUUGAUGCUUCCGGCGUCAAGAUUGAAAAGUUCUGGGUAGAUCUUUAUGCUGACUAUUUCAAGAAGGCUGAUGUUUCCGAUUUAAUCAAGAAUGUUUCCCUCGGUGGUGCCCCAUCUGCUGCUCCAGCUGCUGGUGCUGCCCCAGCUGCCGCUGCUGAUGCUCCAAAGGAGGAAGCCAAGGAAGAGGAACCAGCUGCCCCACUUGACCUCGGUGAUAUGUUCGAUUUCUAA
Trichomonas vaginalis G3 is the source of this 318-nucleotide messenger RNA. Its product is annotated as translational elongation. NCBI's taxonomy places the organism in Eukaryota, Parabasalia, Trichomonadida, Trichomonadidae. Gene Ontology annotation, biological process: translational elongation; cytoplasmic translation. Gene Ontology annotation, cellular component: ribosome; cytosolic large ribosomal subunit. Gene Ontology annotation, molecular function: protein kinase activator activity; structural constituent of ribosome; ribonucleoprotein complex binding. The record is from RefSeq and is a predicted model, not a curated record. The transcript has a single exon. The coding region runs from base 1 to 318 and encodes 105 amino acids.